Molecule: messenger RNA, 912 nt
Organism: Prunus avium (sweet cherry)
Lineage: Eukaryota; Viridiplantae; Streptophyta; Magnoliopsida; Rosales; Rosaceae
Source: RefSeq, a predicted model, not a curated record
AUGGAACUGUUUUUUAAGAGAAAGUCAUCAUCGAGUUCGGGUAGUUCAGAUAAUGUUGAUAGUUCAAAUAAUGUUGGUAGUUCAAGAACUCCAAGUUCAAGACAAAGUCAGUUAGAUGGUGUUUUGGGUUCGAGUUCAAGACAAAGUCUUGCUUUUCGUGGCCAUGAUGAAAGUGCCACUUCAAGCAAUAGGGGAAAUUACUUGGAGCUAUUGCAAUUCCUUGCAGAUAAUGAUGACAAUGUUAGAGAAGUUGUGAUGGAAAAUGCUUUGGGGAAUCUCAAAUUACUAGCUCCUUGCAUUCAAAAAGAUCUUGUGAGUGCAUGUGCCCUUGAAACACUUGAUUCUAUCAUGAAUGGUAUAAAAGAUAGAUUCUUUUCAAUAUUGGUGGAUGAAGCACAUGAUGUGUCGGUGAAAGAGCAAAUGGCUAUGGUGUUGCGUUAUAUGGAUGACAAAGGGCAUGUAAUUGAAAGAUUUGUGGGCAUCCAACAUGUUACCGACACUACUUCAAGUUCACUAAAGGAUGCUAUUGACACAUUCUUUUCACGCAACGGUUUGAGCCUUUCCAAGCUACGGGGACAAGGUUAUGAUGGUGCUAGCAAUAUGAGAGGUGAGUUGAAUGGCCUUAAAACAAAGAUAUUGAGAGAACAACCUUGUGCAUAUUAUGUUCAUUGCUUUGUUCAUCAACUUCAACUAGCUCUUGUUGCCAUGGCAAAGAAAAAUAUAGACAUUGCCUCUUUGUUUGCAAUGGCUAAUAGUGUGGUUAAUCAUGUUGGAGCAUCUUGUAAGCGGCGUGAUUUACUUAGAGAGCAACUCCAAGAAGAGCUUGUGAUAGCUUUUGAAAAUGAUUGUCUUAUAAUGGGGCGAGGCUUAAAUCAACAAACAAAUCUCAAAUGUGCCGGUGACACACGAUGA